This is a messenger RNA of Lasiosphaeria miniovina, 448 nucleotides long. RefSeq lists its product as uncharacterized. Lineage: Eukaryota; Fungi; Ascomycota; Sordariomycetes; Sordariales; Lasiosphaeriaceae. The coding region runs from base 82 to 336 and encodes 84 amino acids. The record is from RefSeq and is a predicted model, not a curated record. The transcript has a single exon.
UAGGCCUGGCCCGCCCAACGGCGCCACAGUCGACAGCUGGAGCAGCAUGAUGGAAGUCUCGUACGUUGCCGUGUACUCGACAUGACAUCUCUAAUCUCUUUCUUUCUUGGGAUAUUUAGAAAAGGCGGGGUUUCUCUUUGGAUGUUUAAAAAUCGCCCGCCUCACAGCAGCACACCACCAUGUUGGCCUUUCUAUAUGUCGUGUCACAUCUGGGCGGCGGCGGCGGCGGCGCAGGCGGCUGCGAUGGCUUCCAUGGCGCCUUAUUGUUUUUUUUUUGGCCAGGAGUCGGCGGCGUUCUUUUUUUGGUCUUUUCUUUCUCUUGUCUUCUUCCGAUAGGAGGGUACCGGAGACCACACACCACACCACAACUUUUGCAUAACCCUUUUUGUUUACCCUUUACAUUCUCAUGAUACCUUCUUCAACUACAUUUUUUUUCUCCCAUUCUUUC